This is a messenger RNA of Vigna umbellata (rice bean), 1531 nucleotides long. Lineage: Eukaryota; Viridiplantae; Streptophyta; Magnoliopsida; Fabales; Fabaceae. The record is from RefSeq and is a predicted model, not a curated record.
CAUAUUGUAGGUCCUUUGAAUCUACCAUGUUAUUUUAAGCAAGUUAUAGGUUUUCGAUUAAUUUAAUCUAUAUCUGCUUUAACUUAUUUAAUAGUAUGUCAUGUUAAUUUUUCUUUAUUUUUAGGACUUUAUAAAUUGUCAAGGGAGGAGAAUGAAGUUUAACGUCAAGUAUUAUGCAAGUCUUGAGAGCAUCUUUUCUGACCUAACAAUUCCCUUUACUAAAGGAAAAAUUGGGCCAGCAUCUGCUUUGGCAGCAGAUAUUGUUGGUAUUGGCGAUUCAUGGCUCAAAUAUGCUAUUAAACAAGCUAUAAUUGAGCCAAUAAGAGAUGUAGAAGAUCAGGAGUGGUUUAAAAGCUUAAAUGACAAGUGGAAGGUAUACCUACGCAGGAACUCUGAGGGAGAAAUAGAUCCUAAAGGUGAUACAUGGGCUGCUCCAUAUCGAUGGGGCUGCAUGGUAAUAGCAUACAAGACAAAUAAAUUUCAAGAGCAUAAGUUGGCUCCUGUAGAGGACUGGGCGGAUCUUUGGCGGCCUGAUCUAGCUGGAAGGAUUUCAAUGAUUGAUUCUCCUAGAGAAGUUGUUGGUGCAGUUUUGAAGUAUAUGGGGACUUCCUAUAAUACAAUUGACAUCAAUGCUGAAGUCAAUGGUGGGAGAGACGCUGUUAAACAUAAUUUGGCUUUGCUCGCGAAACAGGUUCGACUGUUUGAUAGUUCAAACUAUCUAAAAGCUUUUGGAGUUGGAGACGUUUGGGUAGCUGUUGGAUGGAGUAGUGAUAUUAUUCCUGCUGCUAAACGCCUGUCUAAUGUUGCUGUUGUUGUUCCAAAGUCUGGAGCGAGUUUAUGGGCAGAUCUUUGGGCAAUUCCGGCUGCAUCUAGGAUUGAAACAAUUCGGAUUGGUGGACGUGUGAGAGGGCCGUCACCAUUAAUCCAUCAGUGGAUUGAGUUUUGUCUGCAAUCUGCCAGAGCUCUCCCCUUUAAGCAAGAGGUGAUCCCAGGUGCCUCUCCCUCAAAUCUUCAAAGUCAUUCGGCCAAUGUGCCCAUCGAGUUAACCAAUGGUAGACCAAAGCUAAAGGGUAACCUAGUUGAUGGAGCUCCUCCACCAGACAUCUUAGAAAGGUGUGAGUUUCUAGAGCCAUUAUCUAAUUCGACAUUGUCAGAUUACCAUUGGUUGAUUACCUCCAUCCAGGAACCUAGCCAUGGAUUGAUACACAAAAUGUAUCAUAAUAUCUUAUCACUGGCUAAAUUUUCUGGGUGGUUUAAUUCAAAACUUACUUGAAUAAUGUUACUGAGCUGUGUGGUACAUGUCAAGGAUCCGUGGCUGAUAAUUUGAACGACCAGAAAUUUAAUAAAAUUUACUGAUUACAAACAAGGUUAAGAGGCUGUCCUUCAAACCCCAACAAUGCCGUAGCUACAUGGGAGAAACGCUGAUGCUCUCCUCCACAUUGUUCGUAAGCAACGGAUUUUGUGUAAAGUUCAUCUGAUUAUAGAUUAUUCAUGUACAAGUGCAUGAGUUUAUUCAUUUUUUAAAACCUAA